AUGAAAUUUAAUUCUCUAUAGGCUACUCCAAGGAGAAAAAGAUAACAGUGUGAUGCUUUAAUUCCAAUUCCUAAAACAUUUGCUGUUAAUUAGUUGCUAAUAAAUAAUACAUUUUAAGACUUUAAACCAAAUAAGUCAAAAUGUUAUAAUUCUUAACUCAGGAGUACUAUGUAUGCUGAAAAUUCAGUAUUUUCUUCUACAAGCAGUUAUUCCUAAUCAUAAUAUGAGCCUAAAUAAGAACCAUUUUAUAUAGACACAAUUUAAAAAGUCAAAAAAGCUCUAAGCCAUAAGCAAAAUCUAGAAGAUGAAUUAAAAUCAGAAUUAAGUCCAUUGAGAUAAGCAGAAUCGAAUGAAUCUAAGCUAUAUAAUAUAAACAUCAACGAAAAUGUAAAUUUAGCUAAAAGAAAAAAGCUUAUGAAAAUAUCUACUGGUAAUGAAGAUGCUUUAGCUUUUUUUUAGCCAAAUAAGACAAUGAGCUUAACAUCUAGGUAAAAAAAUAAAAAUUUUUAAAAACCUUUUGAAGAGCCUUAAACCUCAAGAUACAGAAACACAACUGUUUUUUCUUAAAUUGACUAACAUAAUGCAGGUUCUCUUACAAACAGAAAAAAAAGUGAUAGUUUUUCUAAGCAUAUUGACAGCUUUUCAAUAUUAGAGAAAUAAAUGAAUAUACAACAAAAUAAUAGUUUUAAUUAAAAUAAGCUUAAUAAUGAAUAAUAAAAUACACAAAUAAAUUACAAUGCUGACAACUAAAUCAAGCAAAAUAUUAGUGAAUAACUAAAUUCAUAUAGAAACACAUUAGCUCUAGCUGAUAAACAAGAUCAUCGAUAAUAUUACGAGCCUGAAAUAUCGAAUCCUUAAACAGUAAAGAGAGCUAAUAAAUCAUCUUCAGGUAAAAGAGAGAAAUAUCAUUCCAACACUUUUUUUAGACUUGAAGAAGAAAAAGCUCUAUAAUUUGAAAACUCAUAAGAUAUAAUAGAUAUGGCUGAAGUAGCAAUGAAAAAUUUGAGUCAUUAAUAAGUAUUAUAAAAGAGAAAAAAAUUGUAUGAGCCAGAUAUUCUAGAUGAUGAUGAAAAUAAUAAACAAAUCAAAUGUAAUUUCAUACAAAAAACAAAUUUAAUUCAUCAGCUAGAAGAACCAGAAUUGAAUCACCAUAUUAAAGAAAGAAUAGAUGCUUUAUAAAAUAUUGAAAACUACAGAUAUUAAAAGAAGUAUGGACUUGUAGAAAUACUAAAAGAAGCUGAUUAAAUAAAAAAUGAGAGAAUAGUAACAAAAUAAAAAAUAUAUAUGUCAAAUUAUCCCUCUUAGGGUCUUCAAGAAGCACCUUUUAGAAAAAAUUCUUACAUCAAGCACAGCAGAGAAUUAUCUGAAUUUCACAUUGACAAUGUUCAUAAUAGGCUCUAUGAAAAAAAUUAACAGUUAAAUGGAAAUUAAAAUUCAAGUAAAAAUAAGGAAUAAACUGAGAAUAUCUGUAACAAAAAAAUAUCAAAUAGCUUUGAUACAAAUAAUAAUUCGGUAGGAGAUGUAAAAUAGAAUUAGCACACAAGAGAAAUCAAAGACUACUAAAAAAUUCUUAGAGAUAUGAAGAAACAGGGAGAAUACUAUACAAAAGUAUCAGAAUUACUGAAUACAAUUUACUUUUCUACUCCAGAAGAUUCUUUCAAAGAAGAAGAACUAAAGCUAUUUAGAAGACAUUAAUAAGCUAUUUUCGAAGAAAUUUAAUCAAAGAAAAAAAAGUGA
Messenger RNA from Tetrahymena thermophila SB210, 1737 nucleotides. RefSeq lists its product as hypothetical. NCBI's taxonomy places the organism in Eukaryota, Ciliophora, Oligohymenophorea, Hymenostomatida, Tetrahymenidae. The transcript has 5 exons. The record is from RefSeq and is a predicted model, not a curated record.